Molecule: messenger RNA, 1887 nt
Organism: Styela clava
Lineage: Eukaryota; Metazoa; Chordata; Ascidiacea; Stolidobranchia; Styelidae
Source: RefSeq, a predicted model, not a curated record
AUGAUGUCUUAUCAAAAAGUAAUAGCAAAAAUCAAUGAUAACACUGAAAAGUGCACUGACUUCUAUGACUUUGCUGAACCUCAAGGAGUUUUCAAAAGAAAACUAAAUGUGGACGUAACUCCUCAAUUGGAAGAAAUUGAUUUUUAUAGAGGUGGAAGAAUUCCUGAACACGAUUAUGUACCAGAGUCACCUAAUCAACAAAAGUAUUUACAACGAGAAAGAGAAAGAGGGAUCAGAAAAGAGACACAACUUGAUGAAUUGUUUAACAACUUUAAACAUGGUCAUGUCUGUUUCGUAGGGACCCCUGGUUCAGGAAAGACCACACUCAUGAAAGCAACCUCAAGAGAUGUCAUACAGGGAAAAUAUUUUCAGGGGAAUAUCAAGAUGGUUCCAUAUGUAGAAUGUAAACAAUUUAUGAACGACAGUAAAGUAACAGCAGAAGAACUAAUUUUCAGCAAUCUCACAAAAGAAGAAAGAGGUCAAGCAAUAGACAUUGCAAAAACUCACCCAGAGGAAGUUUUGUUUAUGCUCGACUCCUUGGAUACUCUUCAAUAUACAGUUGAUGGAGUUUAUGAACUCAUCAGUCUAGAUGAGCCUGCAUAUCCUGAGGUAAUUAUGUGGAAUUUUCUCUCUGAAAAAUUAUUUCCUGGCUGUCGCAUUAUAUCGUCCAGUCGUGAACAUUCCAUCAGAAAUUAUUGGGGAGAAGUUCGACCAGACAAGGUCAUUGCACUUGCUGGAUUAACAAUGGACUCCAUCAAAAAAAUAAUUUCUGGAUAUGAAGGAAAUGGAGAAGCCGAGAAAAUAAUAGAAUUUCUCAAAAUCGAAGCUCCACCACUCUUGUUACUGUGCACUACCCCUGUGAUGCUGGUUUACACGCUGAUAGCAUUAAAAUUCAAAUCUGACUUCAAACCAAACACCAUGAGUGGUAUUAUGAUUGUGGUCAUGCAAAGUAUCUUACGAUCACCCCACACUCACCAAGAGAUUUCUAUGGAAGUUUUGGACAAAUUAAAAGAACUAUCAUACGUUGGGACAGUAGAACGUCGAGUUCUAUUUACAGAAGAUGAUUUUCAUCAAGUUCAUCUAAAACCAGAAAAAGCAACCGAUCUAGCAAUUCUGGCUCCUGGAGGAAUAUAUCGUAAACUCUUUCAAGGAAUCCACCUUCUUUACUUUCAACAUCAAAGUAUUCAAGAAAUGCUCACAUCUUUCUAUAUUCUUGGACUGGAUUUAAAAUCUUUUAAGGAGUUCGUGGAUAAACAUCUUCAUACCGGUCACUUUGUUUUCGUCAGAAAAAUGAUCUGUGGAUUUUUAUUGAAUCCGACAGUUUAUGAAGCAGCCGGAAUUUUACUUGAAGAAAUUCAGGAUCUUGAAGAAAAACGAGAUAUUCUCAAGAAAAGUCUGCAAUCACAACUCAAAGAAAUAUCAGACAAAUCAGAUCUUUUGGAACUUCUCACUGCAUUGAACGAAGCCAAGAAUGGAAUGAGUGACAUUGUCAAAUCAUCUCUUGACGAAAUUGACAUGUGGGGUCAUCCUCUCUCCAUAAGUGAUGUUCAUGUCAUUGGAUCAGUAGCUUCCUACUGCACAUCACUAACAAUGAAAUUUCAUCAGAUGUGAUCUCAAGUCAGCCUCACUUCAAACUCUGGCAUCUGAAUUGAAAGGAUCAAAUGUGAAGGUAGAAUUUCUUAUAUUAAAUUCUUUAAAAUUUGUUUUCAUGUUUUUACUAUAAAUAAGGCUUUAGGCGAGCAGCUCAUAUUUGGAGUCACCGGUACUACUAUAUAGUAGAAUGUCACCAUAUAUUGAUUAUUGUAUAUGUUAAAUUAUAUAUCAGAAUCUUUUUGGUUUAAAAGUAUUUUCUGAAUUGUCACACGGAGUACUGUGGUGGACCUGGUU